This is a messenger RNA of Eubalaena glacialis (North Atlantic right whale), 1384 nucleotides long. Its product is annotated as isocitrate dehydrogenase [NADP] cytoplasmic-like. The transcript has a single exon. Gene Ontology annotation, biological process: isocitrate metabolic process. The record is from RefSeq and is a predicted model, not a curated record. Gene Ontology annotation, molecular function: isocitrate dehydrogenase (NADP+) activity; NAD binding; magnesium ion binding. Lineage: Eukaryota; Metazoa; Chordata; Mammalia; Artiodactyla; Balaenidae. Gene Ontology annotation, cellular component: peroxisome; cytosol; mitochondrion. Bases 121 to 828 code for a protein of 235 amino acids.
AGAGCAACUGAUUUUGUUGUCCCGGGGCCUGGAAAAGUAGAGAUAUCCUACACGCCGAGCGAUGGAUCCCCCAAAACGACAUACCUAGUACAUAACUUCACAGAGGGUGGUGGUGUUGCCAUGGGGAUGUACAAUCAAGAUAAGGCAAUUGAAGAUUUUGCACACAGUUCUUUCCUGAUGGCUCUGUCUAAGAAUUGGCCUUUGUAUCUGAGCACCAAAAACACUAUUCUAAAGAAAUAUGAUGGACGUUUUAAAGACAUCUUUCAGGAGAUAUAUGACAAGCAGUACAAAUCUCAGUUUGAAGCUCAGAAUAUCUGGUAUGAGCACAGGCUCAUAGAUGACAUGGUGGCCCAAGCUAUGAAAUCAGAGGGAGGCUUCAUCUGGGCCUGUAAAAACUAUGAUGGGGAUGUGCAGUCGGACUCCGUGGCCCAAGGUUAUGGCUCUCUUGGCAUGAUGACCAGUGUGCUGGUUUGUCCAGAUGGCAAGACAGUAGAAGCAGAGGCUGCCCACGGGACUGUAACACGUCACUACCGAAUGUACCAGAAAGGACAGGAGACAUCCACCAAUCCCAUUGCUUCCAUUUUUGCCUGGACCAGAGGCUUAGCCCACAGAGCUAAACUUGAUAACAAUAAAGACCUCAGCUUCUUUGCAAAGGUUUUGGAAGAAGUCUGUAUUGAGACCAUUGAGGCUGGCUUCAUGACCAAGGACUUGGCUGCUUGUAUUAAAGGUUUACCCAAUGUGCAGCGUUCUGACUACUUGAAUACAUUUGAGUUCAUGGAUAAACUCGGAGAAAACUUGAAGACAAAACUAGCUCAGGCCAAACUUUAAGGUCAUUCCUCGUCUUUGGAGGAUGUGUGUUUUUGGUAACUAGGUCCACUGGUUUACAUUUUUCUCUAUAACACUCAAGAGUAAAGGCAAAAUCAAUUCUGUAAUUUGUGUAGAAGCCAGAGUUUAUCUUUUCUAUAAGUUUACAGCCUUUUUCUUAUCCAUACAGUUAUGCCACCUCUGUGAAUGUGGCAGGGGACUUUUUUUAAAUCUUAUUUUAUUUUCUACUAGUAGCCUAGGAAUUACUUUUAGUGUCCAUUUGUACUCACUGUCACUUUUCUUCAUGUUCUGAUAUAAAUGACCAAAAUGAAGAGUGCUUGAAAGGGUAAACUAUAGCCACGGUACUAUUCCCUAAAAUUGUAUAAAGUAGAAAUUCAUUCCCUUUCCCACUUUCCAUGGCCUGUGGCACUGGGUGGAUUUGAUUUAACAGAUGUCCCAUUAUGUGAGGUAGAAGCUGUACGUUAAACUUGCGCAUGACUUGGAAUGAAAAGCAUGGCUGUAACUAAAAGGUGUUGAAGACACAGUCAUCCUUGUAAAGAGCUCUAGCUGAAUGUUUCAA